CGACAUAACCCCAGGUGGACGUCGAGGCGCCCUUCACAGUCCACACCUCACCUCCCUGUUUUCCAGCGAUGCUGCAGACACUUCUCUGCUGGUCGAUGGGAUUCCUCCCCAAGGCGCGAUUCCUGAACGGAUUGUAUGAGUCUUAACAGGAUAAAGAAACUCUUCCCAGUGCCCUUUCUUUACUGUUGUCCUACCGGAGAUCUACACGGAGGGCUGAUAUGUGAAACCUCUUGGGCACUGAGGGAAUUACAAGCUCCUUCUGGGAGGAAAAGGAAGAAUUUUCGCAAUUGGAUGCGAAGGACGAUUGAUUUUCCAGCUGCUCCUUAGGGCCACAGAGAGUGAGAUCUAUACUAGUUGUUUGGGAGAUGAGCGAGGAGCGAGGAGAUCCGGUCGUCAAGGGGGAGGGGAAGAACAACAACGGGCAUGCUGUUUUGGUUGCCGACGACGACAGCAAUGCCAACGACAUCCCAGCUGAGGGUGGUGGCGAUGGUGCUACAGUGGACGCGGGCACCCUGUCCAUCCUGACCACAGACACGGGACCCCAAGACAAAGUGGUGAUCUGGGGCACGGAGUCCCAGUGCGAUGACCCUGAGCUGGCCGAGUUUGAGAUGUUGGAGUGCCAGGAGCUAGAGGCCUUCCUGGUGGAGGAUGGAGAGGACUUUCAGGGGCUCACCGAGCAGAAAAGCCGUCCCUUGGUGGAGACAAAACUCGGUGACACUGAGCACAAAGCAGAGAGAAGGUCGGGAGGACAUGGACCCAAGGAGCAUGGAGCCAAUACUUCCGGUCCUGACAUGGCUGAAUGCUUCACCAGGACAGAUUUGAGCUCCGAAAAUGAGUUGUUUGUUUCUUGUAUGUCAAGUCUGGGCGGGAGCUUGGCCAGUGCUCUGGACACCUCGGGCCGAACGACUGGGCCUUACCGAACCUUCUCAGAAGACCUCACCCUGUCAUCCAGCGCUAUCUCCGACAGAGUCAAGGUCCCCCCCCUCAAACCCAACCGCCACGCCUCCACCCCCAUGAUAAGCACAACGCUCAACAGGAGAGACGUGAACAUGAACCGCAACUCAACCUCAGUCCUGUCCGAGGACCUCAUUCUAGAAGCACAACAGAUAAACAACAAAGUUCCUCCAGGCAAACAGCACAACCCAGGUACGGAAGAGCACAGAGGCAACCUCAACCUGAGACAUCGAGGAGACAAGAACCAUGAUGGCUUCAAUGGACUGGCCGACCAGCACGAGGUCAACAACAAGAAGAAAGACCAGAGCACCCAGGCAGACGAGGUCCCCGAUAUGAAUGAUAAUCCUCAGUAUUCCAUAGAACCAGUGAGUAAGCAAGCCUUGUUUGACAAAUCAGUCAACAAGCAAAAGUCUUUUGACAGAACAUUAAACAAACAGCCGUCCUUCGAGAGCACUUUGAAGAAGCAAGGCUCGUUUGAUAACUCCUUUAAAAAGCAGGGGUCCUUCGAGAACAGCCAUGCAUUCAGUCUGGAGAGGAGAAAGCCAUGGGGAAGCCCUAGUCGACCGGUCUCUCCCAUCCCUUCCAAGAUCACCAGCUCCCCCAAGAGGAAAGAUCCUGGUUCUCCCGCCAAGGUAGGAAGAACCAGGGCACCCAGCCAGGAGCGAAGUGAAUCCCCUCUCAGGUCCACCACCUCGGUCAAACCCCCCGCCAAGGCGGGCCUCAACAGUGGUAUACCCAAACCCAUUGCCAACCCUCCACAGAAGGAGUCUGACCACAGGAUGUCCUCACCCCCUAAGAAACCCCAAACCAUCCGGCCGAAAAUCAUCACCUAUGUUCGGAAGAGUCCUCCGACCAAGCCAGAAGGGACAGAUGUGCCAAGUGAAGUUUCCGCCCAUCCUUCUCCUUCUGUUGGUGGGAAAGAGCAUAUCCAGGGGAAGGGUGCAGCAGUCCUCUGCUCCUCCAACCAGCUCUUUGAUAAGUACCGGCAGGAGAUGCAGAGGGCUGGACACUGUCCAGCGGGUCCGGGGGAGACUUCGAGCGGGAGGCCUUCUUCUUCUCCUCAUAAAGGGAGCAGGAAGCAAGAGAACUUCCACAGUGAGCCGUCUAACAAAUAUCUCCAAGAGCACCCUGCUGAAACAGGAGGUAUGUUUCGCUCUCCGAGAACCAUGAAGCCUCAAUUAGGGAUUGGCGCUGUCGCCAGGCAACAGCCCGCCAAAACUAAAGCUCCAUUCAAGGUCCAAAGGCCAGCAGGGGGCCCCGGUCACGAGGACCCUUCAGGAGAGACCAGAAAGCCAGGCCACACCCAUGAGUCUCUAGCCACACCCACCGGUCCCCUGCUGAGGGCGGGGCAGUCGGGGCUCCGCCCCCCGGGAUAUUCUGCCCUACCACCCGCUCGCCGGGCCUCCUUCGGAUUCGCCCGCAGUGGCAGCCCCUCGUCCGUUAGCAGCAACCAAUCAGGAGCCAGCGACCUCUGUCAACCUCAUCAACACCCGAGCAGAGGGGGAGAUGAGGCGUCUCUGCACAGGGUCACAGCACCCCCUAGUGGCCCCCGGGAGAACAGCCCCCAUCCUCAUAGCUCCUCCCCCAGCCCUGGCUCCACCCCCGCUCUCCAGCGACGCACUGCUACCCCUCCCCGAGGCUCCCCAGCUCGAGGGUCCCCACAAGCGUCCAGGAAGGAGCUCCAUAGCUCCCCAGCCACCCCUAAACACCUCGCAAUGGUUUCUCCCAAACCACAGUCCCCUGCCCGAGGGCAGUCGCCCGCGGCGGGCCACGCUGGCCCCCGGGACGAGGGCGUUCGGGAGAGCGAGCGGGCGCUGGUGCAACAGCUCCGCAGCCUGUGCCAGGACCAGGCCCAGCAGGUCCAGUACCUCCAGGCCCAGCUCAGGAAGGCGUCGCUCGGCCUGGAGGUCUUCGCCAUCACCACCCAGCACUUCUGCCAGAAGAGUGAAAGUGCCAUAGAGAAGCAGAGGGAGCUGUCACUGGAGCUCGCUAAGAUCAGGGAUGAAGUGGCGGUUAGCGUGGCGCGCUGGGAGCACCUGCAGCGGGACAAGGAGGAGUUGGAACGGCGCUUCCGUAGCGAGCUGCGCGGGCUGCGUUCCCGCCAGCAGGGGGAGCUGGUGGCCCUGGAGGAGCGACUGAGGGCCCGACACGCAGAGGAGAGCCUCCGCCUGCGGGAGGAGCAGCAGCAGGAGAUGGAGGAGCUACGCGCCUCCCAGGAGGAGCAGAUCGACGACAUGAGCGAGAGCCACGAGGCGUCCCUGAUGGAGAUGGAGAAGACCCACAACGACACCCUAGUCACCCUGAGAGAGGAGAACACUAGGACGGUCAAAAACCUGAAGAUGGCCCACGAGCAGCAGAGGAAGUCCCUAGAGGAAGACUUUGAGAAGCUUCGUCUGUCGUUGCAGGACCAGGUGGACACACUGACCUUCCAGAACCGCAGCCUGCGGGACCGGGCCAAACGCUUCGAGGAGGCCCUGCGACGGAGCACCGAUGAGCAGAUAGUGGAGGCCCUGGCUCCCUACCAGCACAUCGAGGAGGACCUGAAGAGCCUAAAGGAGGUGCUGGAGAUGAAGAAUCAGCAAAUCCACCAGCAGGAGGUGAAGAUCUCUGAGCUGGAGAUAAUGCAGGCUGAAAAGAACGUGUACCUGGAGGAGAGAGUGCAGGUGUUACAGCAGCAGAACGAAGAUCUCAAGGCCAGGAUCGACAAGAACGUUGCCACGUCCAGGCAACUCUCAGCGGAGAAUGCCAACCUGCAGGUGCAUGUGGAGCAGGAGAGCAAGGAGAAGAAGCGCUUGAGUCGCAAUAACGAGGAGCUCCUGUGGCGCCUACAGACGGGGGAGCUCAGCCCCCACAUGUCCCCGAGCUCCUCCCCCAUCCACCAGACCUUCUCCAACCCCGGCUCGCCGGCACGCCCGCACUCCUACCACCAAUAGGACGCCCCGUCAGGGAAUACGCGGUGAACGAUUUGGUGCACAAUCUACCAAUGUGGUUUGUUUGUGCACACACUGACAGAACAUGUAGGAUUUGGUUGAAGAUAACCGAUUGAUAUCGAAACCAAAACUGAGGCAAGGGCAGACAUUAAGGUGCACGUCCUAAGGCAGCGUCUAUGAAUGGAUUGAGAUGCUUCGUAUAGCGCUCUGUUGAAGGUUCCCCUCCGUUCACAGGGUGCGGUAUUGUGGAUGAAAUGACAUUACUGAAACUGAAAUAACUCUAAAGUAUUAAACUCUCCAUCUUUUACAGUCUGUGGGGACAGUGUAUGUCCAUUUUACCUUGUGACACAUUUCAAACCUCAUAGCCCAGGGAUUUCUAGCUCUGAGUUGAGUAGCGAUGCUUUGGAUCGAAUGUGUGACUCUAUCCUACAUUGUCUUAACCUCCAUGCAGUACACUGAACUGUACCUCCAUGCGGUACUUAGCACUGUAUCUCCAUGCGGUACGUCAAACUGUGCCUCAAUGCGGUACGCUGAACUGUACCUCAAUGCGGAUACAAAAUACCUGAGUAUCAAAGACACAAUAUCAAAUACCUGGAUAUCAAAUACCGGAGUAUCAAAGGCAUGAACAUCCAAGGCAAAUCUCAGUCCAACAAAAUCAGAAUAUCAAAGACCUUAGAAUUGAAUAUCUGAGUCGAAGACCUGUAUAUCAAAUCAGUAUUCAAUCAGUAUUCAAAUCCAGAUGAGCAAUGACCUGGGUAUCAAGAAAAUGAGUAUUAAAAUCAAUGGUCAAAGACAAGAAUAUCAAAGACCAAAGUAUUAAAGACCCGAGUAUCAAUCCCAGACCAGGAACCACAACUUCAGGGGAAUUAAAAAUGUCCUCGCUCACCGUGCCUCAUAUCCACAUGUUUCUCCACCAUCACCACCCAGGGAUCUAGACAAGCAUCUGAAUGUCCAUCAAGAACACAGAGAAACGCCUCAUCUUUUUUCCCGCCAUUUCCUCCCACCAGCAGCGCAUCCCCUCGAGGCGACAAUGGGCGGUGGGCCUCCCAUUGAACCAAACGGCUACGUAAUACUACUACUAUCCAAGUGCAGUCAGUAAUGAAACAAUUUAACAGAACUUGAACAGAACCUACAGGACGUGAAGAAUACUGUUAUGAGCUCUUUUCAGAGUUUGAUUUGGUUUCUUGUAGGAAUAACCGUUUUAUUAGCGAGCCGGCAGCUUCUUGAUCAGCCAAUGGACCCCUUUUUCUACUUCCUGUUUCCCCUCAAGAAGCGACGCAAUUUGCCUGGCCCAAUAGUUAGAUCUUAAGACAAUUAGGUCAAUGCAAUGCAAUACUAGUAUUACCGUUUAUAAUUUCAAGUGUACGAACUGGACACAUAUUUCAAAAUGUUCCUCUCCGUCUGUAAAAGCAUGCGCUGUCUUACGGCCCGACUUUAACUGGUGCAUUUUUGGGGACUGAUUUUGUCAACUUUACAGCAUGUGGGAAUGGGGUACGUAGAGCAAUUUAACUCACCCAGGACGUUCCUUUAUAUGUUUCAACUGACAUUCCAUGGAAAGCUUAGGAAAAUAACAUUUGAAGACCCCAUUACCGAUUUGAUUACUCCUUCAAUUGUACCUGGCCGUCGUUUGUGCGAUUGGCUGGAGUGGUUGCUGUUUGUAUAAUCGUCUUUUUCUUCUUUUUUUUCUUAUCAAUGUGUGACUGAGAGGAUAUGAACUUCCACGUCACCACCCUGGAUUUAAAAGUUCUCUCAGUUUCCGUCGUCAUACCAUUUGACAUUUUAAAAAAAACCUCUGGAAAUAACGGCAAGGAGAUGUAAA
This is a messenger RNA of Gadus macrocephalus (Pacific cod), 5703 nucleotides long. RefSeq names its product microtubule associated tumor suppressor candidate 2b (gene mtus2b). The transcript is spliced from 15 exons. NCBI's taxonomy places the organism in Eukaryota, Metazoa, Chordata, Actinopteri, Gadiformes, Gadidae. The record is from RefSeq and is a predicted model, not a curated record. Gene Ontology annotation, cellular component: nucleus; cytoplasm. Gene Ontology annotation, molecular function: microtubule binding. Bases 366 to 3887 code for a protein of 1173 amino acids.